GGGAAGCGGGCUGGGGUGGCAGCCGGGCGGAGGGGCAGCUGCGCAGGCGGAAUGAGGAACGCCUGUGCUCUAAGGCGACCACCCUGGCAGCUCUUCACUGAGGGGCCUCGGUUUCCACAUCUGUCGCUUUCCGGUCCCAAGACCACCAGGAUCGACGGGGCUCUCCGGGAGGGUCAGCCCCUCCGGUGGCCCCAGUCAUGCAUCGGGGACGGAUCAGAAGGGCUGGGAGAGGGGUCGUGGGGAAGGCCCCAGAAAAAAGAGGAAGGAGGGAAGAUUUUGCCGGAAGCGGGAAAGCUAAGGGCUGGGCGGCGCGAGACCCCCAUUCCUAGCGACUGGGGCGGGCUGGUGGCACGCGCGGCAGACCCCGCGCCGGGAGGGUUAGGCCUCCCGGGACUCUCACCCGUCCGGGCCCUCCCACGUGUUUAGGUCCUCCCAAAAGUAUUCGGCCUCCGGCCCCUGCCCCUUCCCCCGGCUGGCCUGGACCUCGGGGACGCGGGUGGGGGGACCCCGUGGGAGCAGGGGGAUUCCGGACGGGGAGAGAGUCACGGUCGGGGAGAAGGCUGAGCGGGGAAAGGAGAGCGGGGCUCCGGGGACGGCAGGGGGGAGAGUGGGUAGUGCCGGAGACCCAGGGAGAGACAGAAUGGGCAAGUGGAGGGUGGGAGUGGGAACUGACUGAUUCCUGGCGUGGGCAGGGAACUUUGCUAAAACUGCAGGCCCCAGGGAACAGCGCGGGCAGGGUGGGAGGGAGCGGAGAGGACCAGGCGGACCCCAACGUCAAUUUGGAGAAAGGGCCAUUUCCAGGCUCCUUCACCUCUGCCCAGUGUUCUACAGGCCUGGCCCCCCCCCCCAGAGCAGGGCGCGGGAGGUGGCGGCUAGGGCUGGCUCAGAGAGCUGAGGGGCGCACACCCGCUUCGCAGGGCCAGGGUGACAAGGAAGCAUGCGACGGCUGCUGAUCCCGCUGGCCCUGUGGCUGGGCGCGGUGGGCGUGGGCGUCGCCGAGCUCACGGAAGCCCAGCGCCGGGGCCUGCAGGUGGCCUUGGAGGAAUUUCACAAGCACCCGCCCGUGCAGUGGGCCUUCCAGGAGACUAGUGUGGAGAGCGCCGUGGACACGCCCUUCCCAGCUGGAAUAUUUGUGAGGCUGGAAUUUAAGCUCCAGCAGACAAGCUGCCGGAAGAGCGACUGGAAGAAACCCGGGUGCAAAGUCAGGCCCAAUGGGAGGAAACGGAAAUGCCUGGCCUGCAUCAAACUGGGCUCUGAGGACAAAGUUCUGGGCCGGAUGGUCCACUGCCCCAUAGAGACCCAGGUUCUGUGGGUAAGAAGGGGCAAAGGUGCAGAGGUGGGGACAGGGCUGGGAAGAUGGAUGGAAGCUGAGCCUAUGGGCCGGUCCCGAGGCAGAAGCUUGGCCAAGGGGGAGGGAGGGCAGUGGGGGCUAGAAGGCGCUGUGCCUAGUUUGGACAUUCUCUAGGGGAUGUGGAGGUGGGCCUGGCCCAGGAUGCUGGCAGCCCUCCACUGGCACUGCCUGCCCCACUCUCCCGGGCACUGCCCGCCCCUCCUAUACUGCC
Nomascus leucogenys (northern white-cheeked gibbon) is the source of this 1562-nucleotide messenger RNA. It is a transcript of the gene RARRES2, whose product is annotated as retinoic acid receptor responder 2. Lineage: Eukaryota; Metazoa; Chordata; Mammalia; Primates; Hylobatidae. Bases 938 to 1465 code for a protein of 175 amino acids. Gene Ontology annotation, biological process: regulation of lipid catabolic process; inflammatory response. The transcript is spliced from 3 exons. Gene Ontology annotation, molecular function: signaling receptor binding. The record is from RefSeq and is a predicted model, not a curated record.